This is a messenger RNA of Lathyrus sativus (Indian pea), 1443 nucleotides long. Lineage: Eukaryota; Viridiplantae; Streptophyta; Magnoliopsida; Fabales; Fabaceae. The record is from the annotation of a GenBank genome assembly.
AUGAAUGGUAAUGAUGCCCUCAAAUUACUCUUUGAUGUUUCCAACUCCAACAGUUUAGAAAACUCCUUACAGAUUCUCAUUCACAUUUCCAAAUCCAAUUCUGGACGUUCCAACCUCGCUUCCAAAACAAUUCUCCCUGCAGUUCUCACUAUUCUUCACUCACAAACCCCUCUUCUAGAUCACCCCAAUCUAUCUUUGUGUUUCAAGCUCCUCAGAAACUUGUGUGCUGGUGAACUCUUAAACCAGAAUCUGUUUCUCGAGUUUGAUGGGGUUGAUGCUGUUGUUUCAAGGAUUUUGACGUUGGAGGUUGGUUCUGAUCACAUGUUGGUUCGGUGGGGUCUGCAGGUUUUGGCAAAUAUUUGUUUGGCUGGGAAGCAGCAUCAGAGGGCUAUUUGGGAAGUGUUGUUUCCAUUUGGUUUUCUGUCUCUUGCAAGACAUGGAACCAAAGAGGUUUGUGAUCCAUUGUGUAUGGUGAUUUAUGCAUGCUGUGAUGGAAAUCCUGAAUGGCUUCAAGAGCUUUAUAGUGACUGUGGUUGGCCUAUAGUGAAAGAACUAGUGAGAACUGCUUCUUCUGCUAGUUUUGGUGAGGAUUGGAUAAAGUUGCUUCUCUCAAGAAUUUGCCUUGAAGAAUCUCAAUUGCGUCUAUUGUUUUCUAAAUUACGAUUUAAGGAUAUUCAUGAGGGUGAAGAUAGUGAGUCAAAAGAAGAUCAGUUUUCAUCUGAACAAGCGUUUCUUCUGCAAACCCUAUCAGAAAUUUUGAACGAGCGAAUCGGAGAUGUUAGUGUUUCGAAGGACGUUGUGUUGUUUGUUUAUAGCAUAUUCGAGAAAUCAAUUGGAGUUCUUGAGCAUGCAGUGAGAGGCAAGUCUGGUCUUCCAACUGGCAUUACUGCAGUGGAUGUUCUUGGCUACUCGCUUAUUAUAUUGAGGGACAUCUGUGCUCAUGACAGCGUGAGAGGUAAUGCAAAGGAUGCAAACAAUGAUGUCAAUGUGUUAUUGUCACAUGGUCUCAUUGAGUCGCUUUUGGCCGUGCUUGGGGAUCUUGAACCUCCAGCAAUAAUCAGAAAAGGAAUCUCACAAUCUGAGAAUCAAGAUGGUGCUAGUUGUUCCUUGAAACCAUGCCCUUACAAGGGCUUUAGGAGAGACAUAGUUGCACUUAUUGGCAACUGCGUACACAGAAGAAAGCAUGCACAAGAUAAACUGAGGAAUAGGAGUGGAGUUCUACUGCUAUUGCAGCAAUGUGUUACUGAUGAAGAUAAUCCUUUCCUGAGAGAAUGGGGCAUAUGGUCUGUUAGGAAUAUGUUGGAGGGUAAUGAAGAAAACCAAAAGGUAGUUUCUGAAUUGCAGCUGCAGGGAUCUGCUGAUACACCCGAAAUUUCUGCACUCGGUCUUCGAGUUGAGGUUGAUAAAAUAACUAGACGCGCAAAGCUUGUAAAUGUCCCAUGA